AUGGUGCUGUGGCGGAUCCGCACGGCGAUGUGUUCUGGGAAUAUAAGUAGCUGUGCUUACUUGCUUGAUCGACCGUGUGCUGCGACGGAGGUCCAAGAUGCAGAGCGGUUGGUGGAGGAGCUACGGUAUGGGAUGGAAGCGCUAGAACGGUCGAUUGCGGCGGAUGUUGUCUUUGAGGGUAUAAGAAUGAUACAUAAGGAAGCAGAGAGAGUCUACGAGACUGUUUUGAUGGACUAA
Aspergillus fumigatus Af293 is the source of this 237-nucleotide messenger RNA. Lineage: Eukaryota; Fungi; Ascomycota; Eurotiomycetes; Eurotiales; Aspergillaceae. The record is from RefSeq and is a predicted model, not a curated record.